CUGAGUCUCACUGAGUUCGGAGGCUGCGGUGCGGUCCGGGUCCAGCAGAGGGAGACAGAGGACCUGGUGGUAAAAUAUCUGCCACAUCAUGAAUGUGCUCUGUAAAGCAACUGGAUACUGGAGUGAUCAGAUACAUGAAGUGGGCGCACACAGUUCUUGAGUCAGUGUACUUCGUUACCAUCGUCACUGUUAAUGUAAAAUCCAACAUGGCUGCCUGCAGCUGGAUCAGUUUGGUGUCAGGAGAAUGUGUCAGAGUGAGACAUCUUACUGAUCUGCUGCUCGCAGUUGGGCGCAUGCGCACUCCGCCAGCUGUGUGAAACCGGAAGACGCAAGAGAGUCAUCUUUGCUCGGAGACGAUCUUUGAGCUCCUCCAUCGCUAUCACCGUCAGUCGGUGUGAAGCAGCAGCAGCCGGAGCUUUCAGCCAUUUUCUUACCUGCUUCCUCCUGCUUAUGUAACCCGGGACCGAGUCCGGAUCCAGAUCCAGAUCCUCACUGUCUCUAUGGGCAGCACGGGACCCAGUGAUGCCGACAGAUUGUGGACGUCAGACUGACAUCAGCGCACAGUGAAGCAUCAUGGGAGGUGGCAGAUGGACGAGCCGGCCGUCGGCAGAUCAGAGCCUGUGACACACACACACACACACACACACACACACACACACACACACACACACACACACACACACACACAAUGACGAUGGAACAGGGCUUCAGCUUAAAUGCGCUGAAGAAGCUGGCGGCAGAACCAGACUACACAGAUGUGUCGCUGACAGCGGUGGAGCGCGUGCGGGCGCUUGGGAAGAUGGGAUGCAGCGUGGAGAUCAACGAGGACAUCGAACCGAGGCGCUACUUCCGUUCUGGAGUGGAGAUGGAACGCAUGGCGGCGGUUUACCUGGAGGAGGGGAGCCUGGAGAACGCCUACGUCCUCUACACCAAGUUCAUCACUCUGUUUGUAGAGAAGCUGCCGGCUCACAGAGACUACCAGCAGUGCAGCGUCCCAGAGAAACAGCUCAUCAUGAAGAAACUUCAGGAAGUGGCUUUUCCUCGUAAAGACGAGUUGAAGACACGACUUCAGGAGAAAUACAGCAGGGAACACAGCGAGUACCUCAGAGCCCAGGCCUGUAGUCAGGCGGCCAUGGUGGCGGAUGGGUGUGGCCAGCAGCUGCUGCAGCCGUCCUUAUUGGACAAGGACGGGAAGAGGCUGCUCCUAUUGGAGGAGGAGAGGCAGCGUGUGGCCGCGCUGCGACGCAUGCAGAUCGAAUCAGAACAGUUUCGCUAUUUUGAGGACCAACUGAGGCGCCAGGAACUGGCCAAUAGGAGAGGAGAGGAGGCGGAGCAAAAGCAGCCAAUUGGCGCACGCUCCCAGGGGGCAGAUCCUAACAGGAACAGACCGCCAGCUCCCAUCAGACAACCAGCUGCGACACUGGCUGGAGUACAGACUCAGAGGGUGGAGGGUCUGAGGCGGGUGGUGAUUCCCAGAGAUCUGACGUAUCGUUUCCUCGUGCUGGCCGACUCGAACACCGCCAGAGGAAUCGAGACCUGUGGAGUCCUCUGUGGACGACUGACUCACAACGAGUUCAUGCUCACUCACGUUGUGAUCCCAAAACAGUCGGCAGGUCCAGAUUUCUGUGACAUGGAGAAUGUGGAGGAACUGUUCAGUUUCCAGGACCAACAGAACCUGCUGACGCUUGGCUGGAUCCAUACUCAUCCCACUCAGACAGCCUUCCUCUCCAGUGUCGACCUCCACACUCACUGCUCCUAUCAGCUGAUGCUGCCUGAGGCCAUCGCCAUCGUCUGUGCUCCCAAACACAACGAUACCGGUGUGUUCAGGUUGACUGGUCCGGGGAUGUCCGAGGUUUCCGGCUGCAGACUGAAAGGUUUCCAUCCUCACUCCAAGGAGCCUCCUCUCUUCAGUGUAUGUAAACAUGUGAUGGUGAGGGACUCAAAGAUCAGCCUGUUGGACCUCAGGUGACAGACAGGAGGCUCCGUCUGUCUGCUUACUGCAGGCUGUGUGUCCAAACUGUGAACACAGUGUGUGUGUGUGUGUGUGUGUGUGUGUGUGUGUGUGUGUGUGUGAACGAUUUUCAUAAUCAUUGUUUUUUUGUUCAGUGUACUUUGUUCUUAAUCAGCUGCUGCUAUGCACACACACUCACAAACACACUCUAUGCUUUUUGUUUGUGACCAGUAUAAUUUGUGUUUUAAUUAAGAGAGUGUUUUUUACAGCUGAGUGUGUGUGCGUGUGUGUGACAGCUGAAUGUGUGUGUGUGUGUGUGUGUGACAGCUGAGUGCCUUCUGAUGGAUUUCCUGCUGUCCUUUUCUUUGAUGAUGGCGCCCUCUUGUGUUGACAUGCAGUAUUUCUCUCUCUGUGAGCGACACAAUCAUUAUUGAUCGGAUCAGAGACGGUCAGUCAGUGUGACGCCACACCGGAUCAACAGCUGGUGCCUUCACACCUCGUGCUCAGUGGUUCUGUGGGUUCAGUGUCCUCCUCUUGUCAUGAUGAUGUCACUGAUAAUUUCUUAAACAAAUCUGAUCAGCUGGACCAGAUUUCAGUUUGUGCACCAGCAGAUGUUUAAAGUUCAAGUGUGUGUUUGUGUGUGUGUGUGUGUGUGUGUGUGUGUGUGCGCGCGCGCGCAUUUACGUGUGUGUGUUUUCUGACCUGCUGUUUUUAGACCGACUGCCAUGUUUUGGUAAUAAAAGACGUCUGCUGCUUCAA
This is a messenger RNA of Acanthopagrus latus (yellowfin seabream), 2710 nucleotides long. RefSeq names its product STAM binding protein-like 1 (gene stambpl1). Gene Ontology annotation, molecular function: K63-linked deubiquitinase activity; metal-dependent deubiquitinase activity; protein binding. Bases 689 to 1969 code for a protein of 426 amino acids. The transcript is spliced from 12 exons. Gene Ontology annotation, biological process: protein K63-linked deubiquitination. The record is from RefSeq and is a predicted model, not a curated record. Gene Ontology annotation, cellular component: membrane; endosome. Lineage: Eukaryota; Metazoa; Chordata; Actinopteri; Spariformes; Sparidae.